GUGUCUAAUUUGUAAUAAAUGUAAUAUAAGUUUGUUUAAUAAUGUUAUUAUAGGUAUAUGUUACAUCUUUUAAUCUGUAUAUUUGAAUUUAUUUCUAAAAAUGUUCUAACAUAAAUUAUUUAUAAACAUUUAUUAAUUUUAAUUUGAACUACUACCAAGGUCGCUAUCGACCGACGUCAGCGAAUUUCUGGGAAAUGUUUGGAAGACACGUCAAAUGUCAACGUCAUUUGUUUAUACGAUUUGUCAUCUUGCUGCUGUUUGAGAUUAUAAUUUAACAUUUUCUUUGCAAAAACAACUUCUCUACUUUAAGAAAAAUGUCGGGUUUUGGCGACAAUUUCGAUCAAGGAGACGUAGACCCCGCGGCGGAAUUUUUAGCCAGGGAACAAGACGAAUUGGCCGGUUUGGAAGAUGAAGUUAAACCUGCAGCAGUUGUUUCGUCCACCCUUGCGAACGGAGACGACCCAAGCAACUCAGCUGGAAGUUUCGAAAUGGUUGAGAAUUUCGAUCAGGAAAUAAAGAAGGAACAGGAUAUCGACUUUGAUAAGAAAGAGACAUAUAAUGAUGUAUUUGGUGUAGACAGUGUACAAGAGUACCAAGAUUUUGGUAGUGGAAUAUCACCACCAGUGUCACUUCACCAGCCUAGAGAGGAACCUGAAACUAUCAAAAAAUGGCGUGAAGAACAGGUUAAAAGAUUAGAAGAAAAAGAUAGAGAAGAAGAGAAGAAAAAAGAAGAACUGAGAGAGAUAGCUAAGAAAGAACUGGAGGAUUGGUACAAGAAUCACGAGGAAAUAAUUGCAAAAACUAAAGCAGCCAAUAGGGACGCAGCAAAAAAUGCGGAGAAACAGUUUGUAGCCGAAGACGACGAGAUCCAACCUGGAACGGAGUGGGAAAGAAUCGCCAAACUUUGCGAUUUCAACCCGAAAGCUAAACCUGGCAGCAAAGACGUUUCGCGCAUGCGUUCUCUCAUUCUUCAGAUGAAGCAGAAUCCUGUCCAAAUCAAAAACAAGGCUUAGAACAAGAAUCGUACUAACAUUAAUAGAUAAAUUGGAUUAAAGUAAUUAUUUAUACAAAUGGAAGAUGUUAUGAAAAAGGUUCAGAAGAUAAGC
Molecule: messenger RNA, 1106 nt
Organism: Sitophilus oryzae (rice weevil)
Lineage: Eukaryota; Metazoa; Arthropoda; Insecta; Coleoptera; Curculionidae
Gene: Clc
Product: clathrin light chain
Exons: 7
Coding region: 315-1013 (232 amino acids)
Biological process (GO): clathrin-dependent endocytosis; clathrin coat assembly; intracellular protein transport
Cellular component (GO): synaptic vesicle membrane; clathrin coat of trans-Golgi network vesicle; clathrin coat of coated pit
Molecular function (GO): clathrin heavy chain binding; structural molecule activity
Source: RefSeq, a predicted model, not a curated record